AUGUUUACCGUUGGACACUUGUCCUUCGGCCAAUGGAGAAACCCAAAAGACAGAGCCAAAGACAAGCGUCGGGAUCUCACAUACUGGACCGAUCUUGCUAAGCUACUCGACAAAGGAGGCUUUGUGGGCCUCUUCCUGGCCGACACUUUUGGGCCAUAUGAUACAUACAAGGGCAGCGCAGAGCCCUCAGUACGGACAGGCGCUCAAUGGCCAAUGGCUGAUCCGGUCAUCCCCGUUUCGGCGAUGGCUGCUGUGACCAAGAACUUAGGCUUUGCCAUCACAACCUCAACUUCGUAUGAACAAGCCUACGUUGUGGCGAAGCGGUUCAGUACUCUCGACCAUUUGACGAAAGGCCGCUUCGGUUGGAACAUUGUGACAAGUUGGAAGGAAUCAGCAUCUAAAGCACUGAAUAAAAAGGUUGGCUUGCCGUUGGUUGAGCAUGACACUCGCUACGCCAACGCCGACGAGUACUUGCGGCUUUUAUACAAACUUUGGGAAGGUUCUUGGUCGGACACAGCUUUGGUAGAGGAUGCCGAACAGGGCAUCUACUCCGACUAUUCUCAGAUUCGCCCAAUCCACCACCAUGGCAAAUUCCAUGUAGAUGCACCUUUUCUGACUGAUCCAUCCCCUCAACGAACCCCUGUACUAUUCCAAGCUGGAACGUCUCCCUUACCUCUAUUCCACAUAAGCGCGGGAAUCAAGUUUGGCUCAACCCAUGCAGAAGGCAUCUUUGUUGCUGGCCUCUCACCGCAUGUCGUGGCACCGAGGGUAAAGGCCAUCCGUGAAGGAGCGAUUGCAGCCGGCAGAGACCCACACUCCGUCAAAGUCUUUGCAAUGAUUACUCCUAUUAUUGGCAAAGAUGAGAAGGACGCCCAGAGCAAGUACGAAGAAGCUCUCAAAUACGUACUCAUCGAAGGUGGUCUCGCUCAAUUCUCGGCGUCCACAGGUAUCGAUGUCUCCCAGUUUGACUUGGACCACGAGCUCACUGAGAAGGAUGUCGCCAGCAACCUCCAGCGAAUUCACUCUUCGCUGUACAACCUCCGCUACCGUGGUGAAGAUGUACCUAAACUGACACCCCGUAACCUAGGCACAGUCGCAGCGAUUGGCGGAAACGGUGCGAUGCCUGUUGGAACAGCGUCUCAGGUCGCAGAUGUGUUUCAAGAGUGGGUUGAUAUUGCUGAUGUUGAUGGCUUUAACAUCGGCUAUGUAAUUACACCAGGCAGUUUUGAGGACGCUGUCGAGUAUCUCGUUCCUGAGCUCCGAAGCAGGGGUCUUUUGCCAGAGCCAAUCUCGGAGGAUGAUCCAGCGCCCACUUUUAGGGAGCAGAUUUAUGGGCUAGGUCAGAAGGGGUUGCGGUCAGAUCAUCCUGGCCACAAGUACAAGUACGACACUUAUGAAGAGACCGUUGCUAAAGAAGAGGCGGCGAAGGCUACAAUUGCGGAGCAGACGACAUGA
This is a messenger RNA of Colletotrichum spaethianum, 1455 nucleotides long. Its product is annotated as dimethyl-sulfide monooxygenase. The record is from RefSeq and is a predicted model, not a curated record. NCBI's taxonomy places the organism in Eukaryota, Fungi, Ascomycota, Sordariomycetes, Glomerellales, Glomerellaceae. Gene Ontology annotation, molecular function: monooxygenase activity; oxidoreductase activity, acting on paired donors, with incorporation or reduction of molecular oxygen. The transcript has 6 exons. The coding region runs from base 1 to 1455 and encodes 484 amino acids.